AUGUCGCUCUUCGAGCUGAAGCCACUCGAGCCGUACGAAUACUCGCCACUCUCUCCCGCCAAAAGGGCCUUUCGCUUGGUUCAGCUUCUGCCGCCAAAACCCUCCAUCAUCCCAGGCACCUUUGGCACCAUCCGCAUCAGAGUUCUAGAGGCUGAUAUCGACACAAGCGCUCGUUAUGAUGCUCUCUCGUACUCCUGGAACGUGCCGGCGGGGCAGGGAGAGCCAAAUCGGCAAGUCAUCGUCGAAACAGACAGCGGCUCCCGCAAGCUGUUCAUUUUUCCAGCACUCGAGAAUGCCCUCUUCCACUUGGGUACUCAGAACAUGACGGACCGCAUCUUUAUCGACCAAAUUAGCAUCAACCAAAAGGACAAGAACGAAAAGAGCCACCAAGUAUCGCUUAUGCAAGACAUUUAUAUGAACAGCGCCCGCACUCUCGUUUGGUUGGGUCCGUCUACUCGAGCAUCUGACCGGUACUUUGAUGUUGUCCGUCAAAUUUGCUCAGAAGGAGUGCUGAGCAGGGUUAUGGGACCUCGGGUCAGUCAAUUUAUGCACGUCUUUGAUGCCGUGAUGGAUCCAACAAUGCCGGUAAAUGAAGAACAGCGCGAAGACCGUGAUGAUCUGUUAGACUUGAUUGCAAGAUACGGAGAUCGUUUCCCACUGAGCGGCUUUGCCGAUGUACUUGAUCGAAACUGGUUCAACCGACUGUGGGUUAUCCAAGAGGCAUGCUUGGCACCAUCCGUCAUUUUCGUGUGCGGCAAGAAGUCUCUCUGCUUCGACUGCUUCCGAGCCAGCUCCCUAUUCUACAGUAUAUACAACACGCACUGGGUGCGCAAUUUAGACAAAGCAGUGCCCCAGCGUGUGCUUAGGGAGCGAGAUGCUCUCUUUGGAAAGAUGGGUGGGCUGAAUCGCAUUUUUCAAGAACGAAAGGCCAUUCAUCAAACAAUGAAACGACGGGGCUUGCACGACCUCAUUCUGAAGUACAACGUCAACCAUCAUCUUAUGAAAAUCGGGGCAACAUUGGAGCAGGACCGCAUUUUUGGCUUGUUGGGCCUCGCAGCAAUUGACGACGCUGUGAAAAGAAAGGUCCGCGUGGACUAUGACGCCCAAGUCGUGCAGAUGUACUCUGAGAUCGCGGAGAUACUUCUGCAAGAAAGCGUCGACAUUUUGCUGUUCAACCAGCAUCCCAGGAAAACCCAAGGCUUACCCUCUUGGGUGCCUGACUGGGCCAUGGAUCUGUCGAUACCCAUACGGUAUGUAGCUUUGGGAGAGCCAACAUCGAACGCCGGAGGACCCAUGGGGGAGGCUCCUAUUCGACUCGAGGGGUCGCAGCCGCGGAUUGCUAUCAAGGGCAUCCUUGUGGGCGAGAUUCAGGAGGUGGGACAAAGGCUGCAGCAGGCACAGCCCAAUACAAAAGUACAUGAGGAAAUCGAUUAUCGUUCGGCCAAGUUAUUCUUCGACGAAGCGUCAAGGUUCGCUCGACGGGCUGUUGGCACAGCUAGAAGAAGAGAUUUCUCUUUGUCCGCUGCAGAUGUGGAGCUUGGAAUGCAAUUGCGUUUGUGCGACUCCGGCCUUUCUUAUCGCCAUUUUACAGAAAGACUCGGCGCAGUUGCUGGCAUUGAAAGACUCCAAGCCCUGCAUAGCGCUUGUCAUAGCCUUGGAGAACGACUCAUCAGAUCAGACGAGACAAUUGCGUCGUAUCAUAUCACGCGCAUCUAUCGAACAAUAGGGAUCGUCCCCUGGUAUUGGCAACCAAUGUCUGAAAUGGAGAGUCUACGAACAUGGGCACUCAAUCCAGUCUUAGCUGGUCACAUUGCAGGUCGGGCUCUCCGAGAUUUCGUCGUGGACAUGACUGGUCUGUGUAUCGCUUCAGCAAGAGCUUGGUAUGCAUCAAAAGUCCUCGUAUACCGUCGGCGCUUUCAAAGGAUAAAGCUGCGGCCAGACCCUGGGAGCGUCGAAAAGCUCGGGCUCAGUGCAGACGCGGGCGACCGCAUUGUUAUAUUCCGUGGUGGAACAACACCACAUAUCCUGAGACUGCAGUAUGGUGGCAUUCAUGAGAUGAAGUAUGAGUAUCUUGGUGAGGCCUAUUGCGAUGGAUUCAUGGAUGGUGAGAUCUUUCAGCACGAGGCCAAACGGGAAGAGACAUUCGUGCUGGUCUGA
Trichoderma reesei QM6a is the source of this 2157-nucleotide messenger RNA. RefSeq lists its product as uncharacterized. The record is from RefSeq and is a predicted model, not a curated record. The transcript is spliced from 2 exons. Bases 1 to 2157 code for a protein of 718 amino acids. Lineage: Eukaryota; Fungi; Ascomycota; Sordariomycetes; Hypocreales; Hypocreaceae.